Messenger RNA from Corythoichthys intestinalis (scribbled pipefish), 703 nucleotides. Its product is annotated as ADP-ribosylation factor-like protein 8. Bases 60 to 479 code for a protein of 139 amino acids. Gene Ontology annotation, biological process: anterograde axonal transport. NCBI's taxonomy places the organism in Eukaryota, Metazoa, Chordata, Actinopteri, Syngnathiformes, Syngnathidae. The transcript is spliced from 2 exons. Gene Ontology annotation, cellular component: lysosomal membrane. The record is from RefSeq and is a predicted model, not a curated record.
AAAGCCCAACCAAUCAUCUGACAGGGAGGGAAGAGGCGAAGCACCACCGACUUCCCAAGAUGCUGGCACUAAUAAACCGGCUUUUAGACUGGUUCAAGUCUUUAUUUUGGAAGGAAGAGAUGGAGCUGACCCUGGUCGGCCUCCAGUAUUCGGGAAAAACGACGUUCGUCAACGUAAUUGCCUCUGACGAAACCCUAAUUGGAGUGAUGGUUGAUGAGAUGAAGAGGCUGCUGAGGAAGCUGAUGUCCAAAUUUGUGCAAAUGGACGUGAUCAAGAAAGCUGAGGAUAUCCUAGAUGUUGAUUACAGGAACAAGGAGAACUGGCAUGACACAGGCAACAUAGCAGUAUCACAUGAUGCCAGACAAUACAUGGAGCAAGUUGAUGCCACCAAAAAGAGGUUCUUUGACAGUGUAGUUAAUUUUUACACAAGUGUUGUGACCAAAAUGAACUUGAAAAAAAAUGGUUGCAUUUUGUCUUAGCGAUUGUCGCGCGCGCGCGUCAUCGGGGUUGGCAAACAGAAAUCUCCCUAUUUGCAAUUUCUACAACUUAACAGGUAUGCAUCUUUCGUGGCAUGCCAGACCCACUUAGAGUGUUUGUUGCCAUAAAGCUCACUCUUGGUCUCAUAUGACCAAAGCACACGGUCCUAGUUGAAGCCCCAAAUACCGCUUGGCAAAUUCUCUUUUUUUCCCAUUAAGAUCCCAUA